CGCCGCCCGCCACAGCCGCCCGGAGCCGCCGCCGCCGCCCGCCCCGGGGUCCCCCACGCACCAGGAGCCGAGAGCGCGAGCGAGCGGGACCCCACCCCGUGCCGGAGCCGCGCCGCCGCCGCCAUGGAGCUCAUCACGAUCCUGGAGAAGACGGUCUCGCCGGACCGCUCCGAGCUGGAGGCGGCGCAGAAGUUCCUGGAGCAGGCGGCGAUCGAGAACCUGCCCACUUUCCUUGUGGAACUGUCCAGAGUGCUGGCAAAUCCAGGGAACAGCCAGGUUGCCAGAGUGGCAGCUGGUUUACAGAUCAAGAACUCUUUGACGUCUAAGGACCCAGAUAUCAAGGCCCAGUACCAACAGAGAUGGCUUGCAAUCGAUGCCAAUGCCCGCAGGGAAGUCAAGAACUAUGUUUUGCAGACAUUGGGUACGGAAACAUACAGGCCCAGUUCAGCCUCACAGUGUGUGGCUGGCAUUGCCUGUGCCGAGAUUCCCAUGAACCAGUGGCCUGAACUCAUUCCUCAGCUGGUCGCUAAUGUUACAAAUCAACACAGCACUGAGCACAUGAAAGAGUCAACGUUGGAGGCAAUUGGUUACAUCUGUCAGGAUAUUGAUCCAGAGCAGCUUCAGGACAAAUCCAAUGAAAUUCUCACCGCCAUUAUCCAAGGGAUGCGGAAGGAGGAACCCAGUAACAAUGUGAAGCUAGCCGCGACUAAUGCACUCUUGAACUCUUUGGAAUUCACCAAAGCAAACUUUGACAAAGAGUCUGAAAGGCACUUUAUUAUGCAAGUAGUCUGUGAAGCAACGCAAUGUCCAGAUACAAGGGUACGAGUGGCUGCCUUACAGAAUUUGGUGAAGAUAAUGUCCCUUUAUUAUCAGUAUAUGGAAACAUAUAUGGGUCCUGCUCUUUUUGCCAUCACAAUUGAAGCAAUGAAAAGUGACAUUGACGAGGUGGCUCUGCAGGGAAUAGAAUUCUGGUCAAACGUCUGUGAUGAGGAAAUGGAUCUGGCUAUUGAAGCAUCUGAGGCAGCAGAGCAAGGAAGGCCUCCAGAGCACACUAGCAAAUUUUAUGCUAAGGGAGCACUACAGUAUCUGGUCCCAAUUCUCACACAGACACUAACUAAACAGGAUGAAAACGAUGACGAUGACGACUGGAAUCCCUGUAAAGCAGCUGGCGUUUGCCUCAUGCUUCUGGCAACCUGCUGUGAAGAUGACAUUGUUCCUCAUGUGCUGCCCUUCAUUAAAGAACACAUUAAAAACCCAGAUUGGCGAUACAGAGAUGCAGCUGUCAUGGCUUUUGGGUGCAUUUUGGAAGGGCCAGAGCCCAACCAGCUCAAACCACUAGUUAUUCAGGCCAUGCCCACUCUAAUAGAACUAAUGAAAGAUCCUAGUGUGGUGGUUCGAGAUACGACUGCAUGGACGGUGGGCAGGAUCUGUGAGCUGCUCCCUGAAGCCGCCAUCAAUGACAUUUACCUCGCUCCGCUGUUGCAGUGUCUCAUUGAGGGCCUGAGUGCAGAGCCCAGAGUGGCUUCCAAUGUGUGCUGGGCCUUCUCUAGUCUGGCUGAAGCUGCCUAUGAAGCUGCAGAUGUAGCAGAUGAUCAAGAAGAGCCAGCAACCUACUGUUUAUCCUCCUCGUUUGAGCUAAUAGUUCAGAAACUCCUGGAGACCACAGACAGGCCGGAUGGACACCAGAAUAACCUGCGGAGUGCUGCAUAUGAAGCUCUGAUGGAAAUAGUGAAAAACAGUGCCAAGGACUGUUACCCUGCUGUCCAGAAGACGACUUUGGUCAUUAUGGAGCGGCUGCAGCAAGUGCUGCAGAUGGAGUCCCAUAUCCAGAGCACAUCAGACAGGAUCCAGUUCAAUGAUCUUCAGUCUCUACUAUGUGCUACUCUACAGAAUGUUCUCCGGAAAGUGCAACACCAGGAUGCUUUGCAGAUCUCGGAUGUGGUUAUGGCAUCUCUGUUGAGAAUGUUCCAGAGCACGGCUGGAUCAGGGGGAGUGCAAGAGGAUGCCCUCAUGGCAGUCAGCACCCUGGUGGAAGUCUUGGGUGGAGAGUUUCUGAAGUAUAUGGACGCCUUCAAACCCUUCCUGGGCAUUGGACUGAAGAACUAUGCAGAGUACCAGGUUUGUCUGGCUGCAGUAGGCCUAGUUGGAGACUUAUGUAGAGCCUUGCAGUCCAACAUCUUGCCUUUCUGCGACGAGGUUAUGCAGCUGCUCUUGGAGAACUUGGGGAAUGAGAAUGUCCAUAGGUCUGUGAAGCCUCAGAUUCUCUCUGUGUUUGGUGAUAUUGCCCUGGCCAUCGGAGGAGAGUUUAAAAAAUAUCUAGAGGUUGUAUUGAAUACUCUCCAGCAGGCCUCGCAAGCCCAGGUCGAUAAGUCGGACUAUGACAUGGUGGACUACCUGAAUGAGCUGAGGGAGGGCUGUCUGGAAGCUUACACUGGCAUCAUUCAGGGACUGAAGGGAGACCAAGAAAAUGUGCAUCCGGAUGUGAUGCUGGUGCAGCCCAGAGUAGAAUUUAUUCUGUCUUUCAUUGACCACAUUGCUGGAGAUGAGGAUCACACAGAUGGAGUAGUAGCUUGUGCUGCUGGGCUGAUAGGGGAUUUGUGUACAGCAUUUGGAAAGGAUGUACUGAAAUUAGUAGAAGCUAGACCCAUGAUACAUGAACUUCUCACUGAAGGAAGAAGAUCCAAGACAAACAAAACAAAAACCCUUGCUACCUGGGCAACUAAAGAACUGAGAAAACUGAAGAAUCAAGCUUGAUCUGUUACCAUUGGGAUGACACCCGAGACCCCCACUGGAAAUCUCCACUCUUUUGAAAAAACCCGGAAGUGAGGAGUGUGCACGGAUGCUGAAUGUUUGGGAAUGAGAGGAUGAGUGAGUGAGGCUUGAAACACACCACAUUGAAAAUCCCGCCACAGCAACAACAGCAGCGGCGCUGUUCGUGAGCUGAGCACUGACUUGCGUAGAAAACCUGACAUCGGCCGUCUUGAGGAAGAGGGAACGACUGAUUUCUAUCAAAAAUAAGCAGUCUCUUCUUCCGACAGAGACUAGAACUAGCUUUUCUGUCUUUUGGCCAGUGCGAAGCGGAAUGACUAGUUUGGGAGAGAGGAAACUAGGUUCACCUGUGGUGCUCUUUGUUUGAGGUCUGGCUUUUGCUGCUGAAGAGAGAUGGAGUCUGGGUCUCUGGCCCGCCUUCUGUAACCUUUGCCACACAAUGCUGUCAGUGCAUGGGAUAAAAGGAGGGGUGAAGGAUUUUCAGUCUAAGAGUGAGUGUGUGUGAAUGAGGCGGUAUCCACAUUCUCAACUUCAAGUCAUUGCAGUUUAUCUUUUCCCAAAAAAGGGUUAGCAGUUGCAUUUCAUAAACUAACCGAAGUUCAGUCUACUGAUGCAGCAUAAGAGAUGUAAAAAGAAAAGAGAAAAAAAGGAAAGUCGCUCUUUAGGGCUUCUUAUUUUAGGGAAACACUGACGAAUGUUCAGAGCUCCCGUUCUGAGUGACGCUUUUCAUGAUCUUGUUUCAUCAAAGCGCCUUUCCUUCCUUAAUAUUGUUCAACUGUGAAUGUAGAAAUGGGGGAGGGGGGGAAAAACUCUUGCGUUAGAGGGAUUAGAAACAAACUGUCAAACAAGAUUUCAGACUUAAACAAACAAAAAAAAACCAUAAAUGUAAGUGCUCAGAAUUGGCAAUGAGAAUGCAAAGGGAAAGAUCUCUCCUGACUUGUACUGUAGCAGCCCGAACACCCACUAAAUUGUGCCAAAGAGUUUAAAAACAAUAAAGUAAAACUUCAGGUAAUAUUUUGGAUUGCAAAAUGAGGAUAAAUUCAAUGUUCAAACAAAAUCUGAUAAAAUGCCAUUUGGAAACUGCUUGGCCUUUUGUGCUCUUUUAUUUGAUCGAAUUUAAUGUGGUAUUGGUCUCUUGCUGCACUUCAAAACAAAAAAGGAAAAAAAGAGAAAUUUAUAUAAAUAUAUAUAUACUGGCUUGAGCUUACACAAGACGGCACUUGUAAAAGGUUCUAUUUUUCCACUGCAGUUGAAGAUUAAUAAAAUGGUGUCAAACAUUCCCCAGUACUUUCUUUUUGUAUUCUUGGUCUUUCCAAUUAAAAGGGGAACCCAUUAACUUUUUUUAACAGUGUACUAAAAGUCUGAUGGGCAACCUUGGGACAGAUUGGCUGUUUGCCUCUCCCCUUAGCAUACAGCUUUUUUCUCUAAAAUGAAGGAUGUGAAGGAUCAAAAUCUCUUGUCUCUUUUUAAAUCAAUUUUUUUGUUCUUUGAGGCAUAGUCCCUCAAUUAUUCUGGAUUUUAUCAGCAAUAAGACAUGAAAAAUAGAGAAGGUGUGGGGUUUGAAACAGUUUUUAAUUUCAUCUUUAUUAUGCAGUUAUUGAUAUUACCAGCAUUUCUGAAUUUGCAGCUUAACUUGGGCAUUUUUAAAGCUGUUUGCCUGUGGGAGGGAGAAGGGAAAACCAUCUAGUAUUUUGCAAGAAGCAGGUAAAAAUCUGUUUUAUCCCCUUCCUUCUCUCCCCAACUGAUCCAUGAUAAUGGAAUCCACUUCUGUUGCCCAUCCGCACUGCAGCAUCCACAAUAGCUCUUGUACAGGGUAUCGGAUAUGUGCCUUUCAGUGCCGGGUUCAGAAUGCAGUCAAAGUGCCGACCUUUGAACCAGUGUACAAAAAAAAUCCCAGGUGUUUAGAGGCGAGGACAGCUCUGUUUGUGAAUUGGGAGAGUUGACCACCUCAAAAACAUUGGUUAGGGAGAGGCCUGGGUCACAUUUCUAUUAAUGCCUUUUCUUUUUGUUUCGUUUCUUGACGUGGGUUGGGGUUUCCUAAAAAAGCCAUUCCUGAAGUUGGGGGGGGGGGGGCGUGGAGGGGGGAAAUCUGAUCAUUCCUCAGUGCUACCUGUUUCUGUCCUGUGUGGCUGUUCAGCUGUAGACAGCAGGAGAAUAAAGUACACUGAGACAGUAGUAGAAACAAAUCUUGUGUCUGUCAUGUUUUUGUUCCAGGGAAAGCAGUUCUUGAAACUGUUCAAGCUAAUCCUUAACAACUUUCACACAAGCAACACCAUCCCACAGUGUGGUAGUGAGGAAAAACUGGUCUGUCACCUCCAGUGUUGGUGCUAGGCCUGCAACUGUUAUCCUUUAAUCCUGUAACCACUGUGGUUUGGAGAGAGGGACAAUAUAAAUAUAUUUUAAAAAAAAAAAAUCUUAAAAGCCAGUUUCACUGCCUGGCAGACUUAAUUAAUGGGAUAAAUCCUUGAUUUUUAAAUGUGCGAUUUCAGCACCCGGAUCAAAAUGUGCUUGUUUCAGCAAAGCAUUUUGGUAGCAUUUUGUUAACUCCCAGCCUGGGCUUUGCACCAGCUUUGGCUGCCACAUGAGGUGAAGGUUCAUGUGUGAUUGGGGAAGGGAUACAGAGGAGAGGAAAUAUUGCUGUGCUGGAAGUGGCGUAAGAAGCUUUUGGUCUCAAGAAGCAGUUCAGUUCAUAUUGUGCUGUAGCAUUUCUGUAUGUUUCUUACGCUUUUCUUUUCCUGGUCAAAUGUCUCGCCAAAGGCAGCUAAGGGCACUGCCCUUGCAGUUGAAUGGAGGGGGAAAAAGUUAAUGUAAACUUUCAAAGUGCCCACUUAAUGCAGUCCUAGUAUUUUACCUUUCAGAACCAAGCAACUUUAACUGUCUCAAUUCUGUCCAAUUAUUGUCAGCCAGACCGAAGGAGGUUGGUGCUUAUUUGGCUUCGGAGAAUACUUUUUUAUAUAUCUUUAAUCUGUAUUGACACUUACAUACUGUUACUGUGUCACCUAUGAAUUGGCAGUUGUGACCUGUUGACAAUGAUGGAUUGGAAAGGGUCCCUCUUACUAACAAAUUGGUACCACUGAUUUUAUUUACCUUCUAAAUAAAAGCUGCUUUAUUUUGGUUUUCA
Messenger RNA from Trachemys scripta elegans, 5890 nucleotides. RefSeq names its product karyopherin subunit beta 1 (gene KPNB1). NCBI's taxonomy places the organism in Eukaryota, Metazoa, Chordata, Testudines, Emydidae. The record is from RefSeq and is a predicted model, not a curated record. Gene Ontology annotation, molecular function: small GTPase binding; nuclear import signal receptor activity. Gene Ontology annotation, biological process: protein import into nucleus. Gene Ontology annotation, cellular component: cytoplasm; nucleus. The transcript has 22 exons. Bases 124 to 2754 code for a protein of 876 amino acids.